Cinclus cinclus is the source of this 1380-nucleotide messenger RNA. RefSeq names its product FAM3 metabolism regulating signaling molecule C (gene FAM3C). NCBI's taxonomy places the organism in Eukaryota, Metazoa, Chordata, Aves, Passeriformes, Cinclidae. Bases 697 to 1380 code for a protein of 227 amino acids. The record is from RefSeq and is a predicted model, not a curated record. The transcript is spliced from 9 exons.
UAGUUUAUUCUGAAAUAAUGGAGUACUAGGGUUGGUGCUUCUGUCAUCAUUGACCAUCAUGUUGUUCCUCUGGCUGUACCUGUGAGUGACAGAUGUUGUUAUAUUUCUGUAAUAAAAAGAUUAAUGUUGACCUUCUUUCAGUUCUGUUGAAUGCAGUUUAUGUAGUAUCCUAGAGACCAAAAUGCUUAAAUAUUCUCUCUCCAAAGCAUAGUUUGCUAUGCUAUAUUGCCACAUAGCAACUUGUAGCCAGAAGCAGGUAGAGUUUUGAAGGAGUGAAGGUGGAGUUGUUGACUUCAACCACAUAGCUUUUGAAAACUAAAGACUGCUUAGAUAGAGCACUGGUAAAUACUUAGGUCACAAAUGGAAGGACUGAAAGUUAAACUGAAUUUGUAGCAGAUUAGAUGAGAUUGAUGUUUUUUCAAAACAGUUGUUUUGUGGAGAAACAAGUGAAAGCAGACAUCCGAAAUCCAUCUUAAAUCCUCCCUUAACCGUGAGUGUUAAGAAAUAGGUAUUCAGAACAAUUGUCGUUAAUUUUAUUGACUAGAAAAUCAGUGGGGUUUUUUUUUUACACAAAAGUGCUUUUUUGGCUGUAAUUAUGGUGAAGUGUUUUUUAGUUUUUAUGGUUUGGUGUUUUUUUUAUUUCCUAUAGGUGGCUGUUUUAAUGCAACAGUGUCAUUAACUGUCUGAAGACUAAACAUGAGAAUAGCAGGUGCUGCAAAGUUGGUAGUAGUCAUAGCAAUAUUUUUAUUGACGUUUUAUGUCAUAUCUCAAGUGUUUGAAAUAAAAAUGGAUGCAAACUUAGGACACAUAUUUGCUAGAUCAGCAUUGGAUGCAGCUGCACGCUCUACAAAACCUCCAAGAUACAAGUGUGGGAUCUCUAAAUCUUGUCCUGAAAAGCAUUUUGCAUUCAAAAUGUCAAGUGGAGCAGCGAAUGUAGUUGGACCUAAAAUUUGUGUCGAGGAUAAUGUCUUAAUGAGUGGAGUUAAAAAUAAUGUUGGCAGAGGAAUAAAUAUGGCCUUGGUCAAUGGUAAAACAGGAGAAUUACUGGAUACUAAGUUUUUUGACAUGUGGGGAGGAGAUGUGGCACCACUUAUUGAAUUUCUGAAGACCAUCCAGGAUGGAACGAUUGUGUUAAUGGCAACAUAUGAUGAUGGUGCAACCAAGCUUAAUGAGGAAGCACGGAAACUGAUUGCUGAAUUAGGAAGCACAUCCAUUACUAACCUUGGCUUCAGAGACAACUGGGUCUUCUGUGGUGGAAAAGGAAUUAAGACUAAAAGCCCAUUUGAACAGCACAUAAAGAAUAACAAGGACACAAACAAGUAUGAAGGCUGGCCAGAAGUUGUUGAGAUGGAAGGCUGUAUCCCUCAGAAGCAAGACUAA